UCCUGCAUUAAAGGCAGGUUUAAACUUGUGACACAAUUACUGCUGAUGUUACGUGGGAUGCUAGUGCAGCUUAAGGAAGUUAAAGCUGCUGCUGCAUGCCCCAGCAGAGCUUCUGGUUUUCAAGAUCUGGGCAAUCGGGUAUGCUGCCUUUCUGAGAAUUCCUGCCUGUGAAAGUGCAUGGUGUACUGGAUUGAUGAUGCAGCUUUUGAUAAACAAUGUCAUAUGUUUUUAAGGCAGCUAGAAGUGUACCGUUGUCUCCCUCUUUGAAAGUGACUGAUUGUUUGAGGUGUCUUGUGAGACAUCUUAAAAGAGUCUUAAAAAAAACCCCAGAAGGAUAUGCGUCUCUAUCAAAUCUGCAAACACAUCUGAGAUCUCUGUAUUGCAUACCCUUCUUUUAACCUAUUUUUUCAACCCAUCAGAAAGAGCCUGUUCAGCUGAGGAGGUCGGUGAGGAAUUGCUCUUUCAUAUGUUGGAGUGUCUGAGUAGCUGUCACCGAACUUUGCCCCCAGGCACUUGUCCUAUAGUAGCCAGGUGCCCCCAAACCCUCCACUCUGACUGAAGUCCACAGCAGUUACCUUGCACAGUUGUCAUGAGGGAGUGAAAACAAGUCUUGGAUCAAGAAAUCCCAAAGGACUCUGGAGUAUUUGCUUUGCAUUUUUAGUUUUGUUUGUUUCAAAUGUUACCUUUGGACACUGGCAGAUAAGUUGAUUCUGAGAGCCCUGAUGCUCCUUGUUGUCUUACCUAGUGUAAUAAUGAGGGUUUUGCAUUACUUAGUGUUUCUCUGGCUCUCAUUUUUCCAGCAUCGGGUGCUGAUACAUCUUUUGAUUCUUGGGUACGCUUCUCUGUAUUUUAGAGUUAUGUUUUACAAUAUGUGUAUUUUGCUACAGGCUUCUAAUUUAACAACUAGAGUAAUUAGGAAAUCCAAAUGGCAUCACACUGAUGUAUUACCACUCUUUUUUCUGGCCCAGUGAAGGCAUUGUGGGUUUUCUUCUUGCCUGAUAACCCAACUAUCUGUAAUUACUAUAUAGACACGUGCUUGAUGAAGUAUUUGUUACCCUGUGUUGUUAUUGUCAGUUAUAUUAUUUCCUUGUUGACAUUUUUGCUGAAUUGUGCUGAAAACUACGUUAAGAAAUUUAAUAUCUCCUUAAAGUACAGAUACUUAGAGUUAAAAAUUAAAUAGGAACAUUAUCUAAAUUCUGGCAAACUCUGCUCGUGUGAUUGUUUAGAGGGGGCUGUGUUUGGAAUAGACCUGUACAAAAAGGCUGCUCCUCUGCCUUCUGAACCAUUCCCAUAGAGGAUCCAGCGGAGAGCCCUGGCACUGGGUCCAUGUCCUGCUAAUCCUGCCCUUGCAUUCUUAAGCAACUGUGGUACUAGGAUUGUUGGUCUUGUCAUCUGUAUAUGAAUGUAAGCCCUACUGCAAACAUCAGGGACAGAGGGCUUCAGAUGGUUAUCUGGCCAGGAGGAAGGGCACAGGAAGGAUCUGAGCAAUGGGUCCUUGAGAACAUUUGGAAAUACUCCAGUGGUACCAGGUUAUUCUUUAACACUUUAGACAACAAAAGGACGAUUAAUUCCAGAUUGUGUAAGGAGCCAAGAAUCAGAGUUCAGCCAUAAGGUUUUGUUUGGGAAGAACGUCUGGAGGGAUAAUUCUCUAUUUUUUUUAAGGUUGUCUUACAGGUGUUAGUCAGAGUUGGAGCUAGCAUCCUGCCCACGUGCAGUCAGGUAGCUGAUGAGAGUUGGAGGCAUCCUGCCGUGCAGGCUGGUGGGGGAUGCACAGAGCUGCUUGGCUCAUGCCCUCCCUGGGUGUGAGGACUCACACCACACAGCCCUUCUGUUUCUGAGCAGCACUCAAUGACGUUUAUCUAAACAAAGAGUUACAGGCAGCUGCAGUUCAUUGAAUAAUAAGAAAUUAAUAGAUGCAGCACAAAUGAGGGUUGCUCUGUGAAGGUUACGCUAAAAUUCACAGCAGUUUUUAACAGAUCUACUGUCAGCAGUUUUGAUUUUCUGAGAGAGAAUCCUUCCUGGGCCUUCUCUUAAACCUUAAAAUAAGCCAGAAUGAUUCAGCUGCUUUAUAGCAAUUGCUGUUAAAUUUCAGGAAAUGUGCACUUAGUAUGUGCUGUACCACCUGUAGAGUGUACAGGCUUUGCUGUUGUCAGAGCCUGGGCUUCUGAUGAUGGCUUUAAGCAAUUUGUGACAAUGCUGAGAACGUGGCAUCAAGUGACUGUCUACUCUGCCAGAUAAAGUGCUUACCUUGAAUAUCCUGCAGCUUCCUGAGCCCCAGGUAUAGGGAAUACACAGGAUGAAUACACAUCCCUGAGGAUGUGGUUCCACAGCCCUGCCCCACCCCUGUGUGCCGGUGUGUAGCAGUUCAUUGAAUGAAGUCUGUGGGUGGUGCCAAGGCAGUAGCGACCUCAUUGGUGCCUCAGAUAUGUUGCAAUUUCCAGGUCUGAUGUUUUUUUCCAAGUGUACAGGCGGUGUGAAGAGAGGCAUGCUUUCUUUUCCUGUGGUCAUUACGAGGUGACGCAUGCCGAGGUAAGCAGGGCUUGUUGUUGAACAGAGUGCAUCGGCAGUUGGAUGCAGCUGAUUUUCACCUAAGACCAGGCUGGAGAGAGCACUCUUGCAGGAGCCUUGAUCUCUGGGAGUUCUGAAGGCUGAAAAAAUCACAGAUCACAAAAUUUUCACCAUGAAGAGCUCCAGAAAUGUUUUCUAUCUUCUCUUCUUUCACGCUGCUCUCGGCCUGGAGCGUGUCCGGUGGUGCACAGUGUCUGAACCAGAACUUUCCAAGUGUAAUGGCAUGAGCCAGGCCUUUAGUGACGCUGGCAUCCUUCCCCCUCUGGAGUGUACAGCAGGGGGGUCAGCUGCUAACUGUACCCAGAUGAUCAAGGAUGACUUGGCAGAUGCAGUGACCCUGGAUGGCCGUUUGAUUUUCCAGGCUGGAAGGGAGCAUGGUCUGAAACCUGUGGUUGGGGAAGUAUAUGAUCAAGAGAUUGGAACUUCCUAUUAUGCUGUGGCUGUGGUAAAGAGAAGCUCCAACAUCACCAUCAAGAGCCUGAAGGGAGCGCGCUCCUGCCACACCGGCAUCAACAGGACUGCGGGCUGGGAUGUGCCAGUGGGGUACCUCACUGACACCGGGCACCUGGCAGCAAUGGGAUGUGACCUUCCAAAAGCUGUAAGUGACUAUUUCAAUGCAAGCUGUGUUCCUGGAGCAAAUGGUGUGAACUAUCCCAAAUCCCUCUGUCAGCUCUGCAAAGGGGACUCAGAAGGACAGAACAAAUGUGAACUAAAUUCCCAAGAGCAAUACUAUGACUACAGUGGGGCUUUCAGGUGUUUGGCUGAAAAUGCUGGAGAGGUCGCUUUUGUGAAGCACAGCACAGUGCCUGAAUAUACAGAUGGGAGAAGCCUUUCUUCCUGGGCCCAGCGGCUCCGCUCCCGGGACUUCCAGCUGCUGUGCGGCGAUGGCAGGAGAGCUGAUGUGACAGAGUGGAGAAGCUGCCACCUGGCCCGAGUCCCUGCUCGGGCCGUGGUUGUGCGGCCUGACACAGACGGGGCAGUUCUCUUCCGGCUCCUCAACCAGGGACAACAAAGAUUUAAUGGGGUGGGCGCCAAGUUUCAGAUGUUCGACUCUGCAGUCUACGGUGCCCAGAAUCUUCUGUUCCGAGAUGCCACCACAGAGCUUGUUGCAAUCACAGCUCAGAAUUACCAGGCAUGGCUGGGUGAUGAGUAUCUUCGUGCCAUGCAAGCUCUGAGCUGCAACCCCAAUACAAUGCCAGAAAGCCUGAACUGGUGUGUUGUAUCCACUGAGGAGAUUUGGAAAUGUGGUGAAAUGGCCAUUGCCUUUAGAAAAAAGAAUUUGAAGCCAGCAAUUCAGUGUAUUUCAGCCAAGACAAAGGAAGAGUGCAUGGAGCUGAUCCAGAAAAAGGAAAGUGAUGCUGUAGUUCUGGGUGGAGCUGAUAUUUACACAGCUGGGAAGACAUAUGGCCUUGUGCCAGCUGCUGGAGAAAGUUACUCUGCUGAUGACAGCAGCAAUGCAUACUAUGCUGUGGUGUUAGUGAAACGAAAUGCGUCCAAUGCAUUCACCAUCAGUGACCUGAGAGGGAAGAAGUCCUGCCACACAGGAUUGGGGAGAAAUGCUGGAUGGAAUAUUCCCAUUGGUGUACUAAUUAAGAGGGGGAUUAUUAGGAACAGAGACUGUAAUAUUCCUCAAGCUGUGAGUGAGUUUUUCUCUGCCAGCUGUGUGCCCUCAGCUGAGCAGGACAAUUACCCAGCAAAGCUCUGUCAGCUGUGUAUUGGAGAUGAGAGUGGAAACAACAAAUGCAGUGCAAGUAGCCAAGAACGUUACUACAGCUACAGUGGAGCCUUCAGGUGCCUGGUAGAGGAUUCUGGGGAUGUGGCCUUUGUGAAGCACUCUACAGUGUUUGAGAACACAGAUGGUAAAAACACUGCUAGUUGGGCCCAGAAGUUGAAGUCCAGUGAUUUCCAGUUACUGUGUCCAAAUGGUGCCCGUGCUGAAGUCACCCAGUUUGCCAACUGUCACCUGGCUCAGGUGCCAGCUCAGGCUGUUAUGGUUCACCCAGAUGUCAAUGUUUUUGCUCUGUAUGGACUACUGGACAGAGCCCAGGUCUACUUUGGAAAUAGCAGCAAUGGAAAUGGAUUCAAAAUGUUUGAUUCUUCAGCUUUUCAGGGAAAAGACUUGAUUUUUAAGGAUUCUACUGUUGAGAUUGUGCCAGUGAAAGAGAGGAGAACAUACACAGAAUGGCUGGGGAGUGAAUAUAUUGAGUCCCUUGAAGGGAUGCAAACGCCCCAGUGCUCUGGGGCAGGUAAUAAGAUAACACAGUACUCACUCAUGGCUACUGUCAUUCCCCUGCUUGCUCUAUGUCGGAUACAAGGCUUGGACUAGCACGGUCCAAGUGGGAACUUCCAGGCCACCUCUGCCCUGCCACCUUCUCUUCAGAAAAGCUGCUGUCUGGAUAACAUGCUGUGCUACCAUGUGAAUGCCUCUUCCUGCCUCUUUGCAGGGCAAAUGCCAACAGCAUCUGCUCAUCAGGGAGUGGGGUAGGGCUGGAAGCUGCCCCUGUCUGUGUGGAUGGGGUGGAAUUUGGGGCAGAAACCAGCAAUACAGUAUCAACAUGGUUUGCAAGAUCAGUCUAAAACUGGAGCAUCUCUGCCAUUGUUGCUGAUAUUGAACCACCCAGGAUUCCCAAGAACUGUUAGAUGGAUUCUGGGUUUCUGACCUAUAGAAGAAUUUCUUGGAAGGCAAUAUCAAAACCCUCGUCUAGUGGAUUCUCUCUCUAGUGGCCUCCUGGCUGGCUAUGCUCAGACUCCACAUCCCUGCUUUACCCAUCCUACUCUGUUUCUCCUGAGCUCCACUGCCACAAAGGUAAGUGCACAGAGAAUGGACAGGCUGUAAAUAAAGAUCAGUCCAGAUUCUGCCAUGGACAAAGUCUUCUACCUUCCAGCAGAAGAAAGUAGGGGAAAUUUCCAAAGUCACUGGAUGAAAAAGAAGCCCAGAGAGACUGGAAGGGGGAUUACCCUUUGACAGAUAAAAGAACAAAGCCAAACUUGAGCAUCCACUGAGCUUAUUGACUUUCCACACCCAGUGCUCUCAUGGCUGGCCAGAGAUGUCCUGAGAUCUUUAGUUUGAUGCAGCCUUCGUCAAGAACCUCAUGACUGUCAAGAACCUCAUGACUGUCCUCCUUCCACAGGGGGCAAUCCUGAGUGCCUUGUGCAUGAAAUUUGUAUUUGCUGUAGGUGAAACAAAGUACUUCACUUCUGAGUAGCCAUUUCUACUGGCUGUAGUCUUCAAGUUUUAUUUUUAUCCAUAGCUGCACUAAUCACAGAUGUUGCUGUGCUGCUGGCAGGCACUGCCCUCCUGACUGUAGAGACCACCUCAUGAUCCUGGGAUGAACAGACAUUUAGUAUAAUAAAAACCUGGUAAAGCCAGAUAGCAAUCACAUAAAUUAGUGAAAAUAGCAAAUAAACAUGAAAACUUCAAUCACACUUUAACCAGCCUGGUAGCUAAACGUCUGCUUUUCUGGGACAUGAAUAUUUGCCUUUCCCUUUCACUGCCCACUGUUCCAUUGCUCCCAGUUCCUGGGGCUGGAGUGGGACACAGACUGAUCCCAGCCCCUGGCUGUGCCCGGUGGGGUGAGUGUGUGUGCAGGGAGCAGUGGUGCCAUGCCCAGCACUCAAAGCCAUGACUGUGGGCAAGCUGUGCCCAGCUGCAGCCCCUGCUGUGUUUCUUCUCCUUGUGCUCUUGGUCAGUUAUGAAACAGCAGCUGAAUAGGAGCCGGCAUGUGCCCAGGUGGCCGGUGUCAUCCUGUCUGGCCUGUGUCAGGCAUAGUGUGGCCAGCAGGAUCAGGGCAGUGAUUGUCCCCUGCACUUGACACUGGUGCACACCUUGAGUGCUCUGUCCAGUUCUGGGCCCUUCGGCUCAGGAAGGACACUGAAGUGCUGGGAUGUGCCCAGAGAAGGGUCUGGAGCACAAGUGCCAUGAGGAGCGGCUGAGGGGGCUGUGGGUGUUUAGCUUGGAGGAGGCUCCAGGGUGACCUUAUCCUGCUCUACAACUCCUGACAGGAGGGAUGCAGCCUGGCGGGGUUCGGGCUCUUCUCCCAGGCCGUGACAGGAUGACAGAACAUACUCAUAGAACUCAAACUGUCAGGAUGGACCGAGGAGGAAUUCACAGAAAGGGUGCUUAGACACUGGAAUGGAUUGCCCGGGAGGUGGUGGAGUCACCGUCCCUGGAGGUGUUGAAGGGAGGACCGGACGUGGCGCUCCGUGCCGCGGUGUGGCUCGC
Messenger RNA from Motacilla alba alba, 6790 nucleotides. It is a transcript of the gene MELTF, whose product is annotated as melanotransferrin. Gene Ontology annotation, cellular component: recycling endosome; extracellular region; plasma membrane. The coding region runs from base 2681 to 4894 and encodes 737 amino acids. Gene Ontology annotation, biological process: iron ion transport. Lineage: Eukaryota; Metazoa; Chordata; Aves; Passeriformes; Motacillidae. The transcript has 15 exons. The record is from RefSeq and is a predicted model, not a curated record.